Culex pipiens pallens (northern house mosquito) is the source of this 1086-nucleotide messenger RNA. RefSeq lists its product as uncharacterized. The transcript is spliced from 3 exons. The record is from RefSeq and is a predicted model, not a curated record. NCBI's taxonomy places the organism in Eukaryota, Metazoa, Arthropoda, Insecta, Diptera, Culicidae. The coding region runs from base 428 to 916 and encodes 162 amino acids.
AACAUUUCAAAAGGAUGUAAUAUUGAAUGUUAAAAAUUUCGAUUUUUUUCUCGUGUAAUCUUCAAGUUUUUAAUGUAUAUUUGAAAAUGUCAGACAAAAUGCAUUACAUUUUGUUAUCAAAAUAAAAAAAAAGAUCUGAUUCAAAAAUUAUCAUCGAUUCAACGAAAACAGCACGAUUAUGAAAAAAAGUUGUCCGAUCGGGGUCUAAAAUUUGUUUGAAGUCUGUUCUUAACAUGAGAAAAUCAGUUCAAAAAUCUAACCAUUCAAAGCAACUUAAAACACACAUAAUGUUUCAUUUGGUUUUUCUGCUCAGUUUGUCAAUGGGCGUGAUUUCAUCAACGUACUAUAAAAGCUCGCCUCAUUGAAAGGCACAACUUUGAACAGCUGCAAGUGUUGUACGAAGUGGUACUGUUUACAUUUUAGUGAAAUGGUUUCGAACAGUACAUUUCUCACACUGGGAUACACUUAUGGAGUAUGGCGGCUAAUCAGCUCAAUACUGUUAAUAGUUAACGUGUUCUUGAUGCAGAGCAGUGGGCCAUUCAAUAUCAUCUACAAGGUACAUCUUGCAUUAUCACUGAUGAUGACCCCAGUUGUAAUAUACGGAAUUUUUAUGCGUCGAAUAAUAUUCAUCGUGCUUCACUGGGUAUAUUUUACGAUUACGUCAGCGUUGCAAAUAAUUGCUUUAAUCACUGCCUGCGUGUUGACUGUUACAACGACCCGUGACAAAAUGUUCAACACUGAUCCAGAGCUGGCAGUCAUUGUGGAAACUUACCUCUACAUUGCUGGCAUCACUGCGUUGAUCGUUUAUUAUACCGGAGUCAGUUGGGUCCUCCAAGGAUUAGUCAAAACGAUCAGGCACGAAAAUAAAAUUACAAUCGAACGACAUCUAAGCUCGUUACAUUCCGUUAUUGAUUGAUUGUUGAUCUAAUAUAAAAAACUUGUUAUAAAUCACUUUACCUAAAAAUAAUCACACAACCCCCUUUUCAAAAGACCAUCCAAAACUUCAUUCCAAAAACCGAAAAAAGCAUUUCAUCCGAUCAAUUCUGCUUCAAUUACUCAUAAUUGAAACUCACCGAACCGAGUUUA